Molecule: messenger RNA, 2951 nt
Organism: Andrographis paniculata
Lineage: Eukaryota; Viridiplantae; Streptophyta; Magnoliopsida; Lamiales; Acanthaceae
Product: pyruvate, phosphate dikinase, chloroplastic-like
Exons: 18
Coding region: 54-2705 (883 amino acids)
Biological process (GO): pyruvate metabolic process; phosphorylation
Molecular function (GO): kinase activity; pyruvate, phosphate dikinase activity; ATP binding
Source: RefSeq, a predicted model, not a curated record
CUGAUCGACAAUUCUCCCUCAGCCCCCCAAACUCAUCUGCUUCGAGCUUUCCGAUGUCGACGACGACGAUGAUUAAGUCUGUGAAGAGAGUCUUCACUUUCGGAAAGGGAAGGAGCGAAGGGAACAAAGACAUGAAAGCUCUCCUCGGAGGUAAGGGCGCGAACCUGGCGGAAAUGGCGAGCAUCGGCCUGUCGGUGCCGCCGGGAUUCACUGUCUCAACGGCGGCGUGCCAAGAAUAUCAAAAUUCCGGCAAGAAUCUGCCGCCGGGGCUGUGGGAAGAAGUUUUGGAAGGCCUUAAAAUUGUCGAAGAAGACAUCGGAGCUGCCCUCGGCGAUCCUACGAAGCCUCUCCUCGUCUCCGUCCGCUCCGGCGCCGCCAUCUCGAUGCCGGGAAUGAUGGACACGGUGCUAAAUCUCGGGCUCAACGACGCAGUUGCGGCGGGGUUAGCGACGAAGAGCGGCGAGCGUUUCGCCUAUGACUCGUAUCGCCGAUUCCUCGACAUGUUCGGAGACGUCGUUUUGGGAAUUCCGCAUUCCGAGUUCGACGAUAAGCUCGAAACGAUGAAGAGUCGAAAAGGCGCGAAGCUCGACACCGAGCUGACGGCCGCCGAUCUCAAGGAGCUCGUCGAAGAAUACAAGGACGUGUAUGUUCGAACGAAGGGCAAAAAGUUCCCAUCAGAUCCGAAAAAGCAGCUCGAGUUGGCGAUCAAGGCGGUUUUCGAGUCGUGGGAUAGCCCCCGAGCAAUUAAGUAUCGUAACAUUAACCGCAUUACCGGUUUGAAAGGAACCGCGGUUAAUGUUCAAUGUAUGGUGUUCGGAAACAUGGGGAACUCGUCAGGGACCGGCGUUCUCUUUACGAGGAAUCCGAGCACUGGCGAAAAGGUGCUCUACGGCGAGUUUCUUACCAAUGCUCAGGGAGAGGAUGUUGUCGCGGGAAUUAGGACACCGGAGGAUUUGGAGACAAUGAAGAAGACGAUGCCCGAAGCUUACGAGGAGCUUGUCGAGAAUUGCGAGAUCCUCGAGGCACAUUACAAGGAUAUGAUGGACAUCGAGUUCACCGUGCAAGAGAAGAGGUUGUGGAUGCUGCAAUGCCGAGUCGGGAAAUGCACGGGUCGAGGCGCGGUGAAGAUUGCCGUCGACAUGGUGAAAGAAGGGCUGAUCGAUCGUCGCGCCGCGAUAAAAAAGGUCGAACCGCAGCAUCUCGACCAGCUUCUUCAUCCGCAGUUUGAGAAUCCUUCCGCGUACAAAAGCUCAGUCGUCGCCAAGGGGUUGCCGGCGUCGCCGGGGGCGGCGGUCGGGCAGGUCGUGUUCAGCGCGGAGGAAGCCGAGGCUUGGCAUGCGCAAGGAAAGAGCUGCAUUCUUGUCCGGACGGAGACAAGUCCCGAGGAUGUCGGAGGAAUGCACGCGGCUGUCGGGAUUCUGACAGCACGUGGUGGCAUGACGUCGCAUGCCGCUGUGGUGGCGCGCGGAUGGGGGAUAUGCUGCAUCUCCGGUUGCUCGGAUAUGCGCGUGAUCGAUUCCAAUAAGAAAUUGUUGUUCGGAAGCAAAGUCGUUGAAGAAGGCGAAUGGCUGUCGCUCAACGGCUCCACCGGAGAAGUGAUCCUCGGAAAACAGGCGCUGGCGCCACCGUCUUUGACAGGGGAUUUGGAGAUCUUCAUGUCUUGGGCGGACAACCUUAGGCAAAUCAAGGUUUUGGCGAAUGCCGACAGCCCAAUCGACGCGCAGACGGCUCGGAAGAACGGAGCCGAAGGGAUCGGACUGUGCAGAACAGAACACAUGUUCUUUGCCUCCGACGAGAGGAUCAAGGCCGUGCGAAGGAUGAUAAUGGCGGCUACAAUCGAGCAGAGGAAGGCUGCUCUAGAACUCUUGUUGCCUUACCAACGAUCCGACUUCGAAGGAAUUUUCCGAGCAAUGGAUGGUUUUCCGGUGACAAUCCGACUCCUCGACCCUCCGCUCCACGAGUUCUUACCAGAAGGCGACAUUGACGAAAUCAUCGCCGGCCUAUCCGCAGACACAGGCAUGUCUUCAGAAGACAUACAUACGAGGAUCGAAAACCUCUCGGAAGUGAAUCCUAUGCUUGGAUUCCGAGGAUGUAGGCUCGGGAUAUCGUAUCCGGAGCUGACGGAAAUGCAGGUCCGGGCGAUAUUUCAGGCAGCGAUAUCUCUGACAAAGCAGGGCGUUAUCGUCUACCCGGAGAUCAUGGUACCGCUUGUCGGGACACCCGAGGAACUUAGCCAUCAAGUGCGUCUAAUUCGGGGAGCGGCGAAGAAGCUGCUGGUGGAGUCAGGAGCCUCGUUGAGCUACAAAGUCGGGACAAUGAUCGAAGUUCCUCGAGCAGCCUUAGUUGCAGAUGAGAUUGCGAAGGAAGCCGAGUUCUUCUCGUUCGGGACGAACGAUCUUACGCAGAUGACAUUCGGAUACAGCCGCGACGACGUCGGGAAAUUCCUCCCUGUCUACUUGUCUCAGGGCAUUCUUCAAAAUGAUCCCUUUGAGGUUCUCGACCAGAAAGGCGUAGGGUACCUCGUCAAGACAGCGACGGAGAAAGGGCGUGCGGCUCGCCCGAACCUCAAGGUUGGGAUAUGCGGGGAGCACGGUGGCGAGCCUUCAUCGAUUGCGUUCUUCGUGGAGGCUGGUCUCGACUAUGUUUCGUGCUCACCUUUCAGAGUGCCAAUUGCAAGGCUUGCUGCAGCUCAAGUUGCUGUUUAAAUUGCUGCUGUGUAAGAAUAAAGAGAAAGCUUUGAAGGGGGGUGGUGUUAGGACAAGAUCAAGAUCAAAAAAUGUUGUUUUUGUAAGCUAAGAAUGUAAUGUUUAAGACUUGAGAUCACUAUCAUGUUGCUUUCUUGAUGGGCUUAAGUAGUAAUGUUCGACUCGAACCCUGUUUUGUAAGUGCCGUGUUGCGCCUCAGACGCCGAGCUUUUAUGAUCUAUCAAAGGCUCUCUUUUUCUCUCGGCA